Messenger RNA from Grammomys surdaster, 775 nucleotides. RefSeq names its product ADP-ribosylation factor-like protein 8B. Gene Ontology annotation, biological process: anterograde axonal transport; protein transport. Gene Ontology annotation, cellular component: lysosomal membrane. Gene Ontology annotation, molecular function: GTP binding; GTPase activity. Lineage: Eukaryota; Metazoa; Chordata; Mammalia; Rodentia; Muridae. The record is from RefSeq and is a predicted model, not a curated record. The transcript has a single exon. The coding region runs from base 117 to 677 and encodes 186 amino acids.
AGUCGCGCCGGGGGCCCCACCGAAGAGCCGUUGGCGGGUUCGGGGCCGAUACCCGCUCGUGGGAAGCCGUGUCCGCUGUCGUCCGAGCCCGUCCCCGCUCGCUGCCGGCCGCCGCCAUGCUGGCGCUCAUCUCCCGCCUGCUGGACUGGUUCCGCUCGCUCUUCUGGAAGGAGGAGAUGGAACUGACGCUCGUGGGGCUGCAGUACUCCGGCAAGACCACCUUCGUCAAUGUCAUCGCGUCUGGUCAAUUCAGUGAAGAUAUGAUACCCACAGUGGGCUUCAACAUGAGGAAAGUAACUAAAGGCAACGUCACAAUAAAGAUCUGGGACAUAGGAGGACAACCCCGGUUCCGGAGCAUGUGGGAGCGGUAUUGCAGAGGAGUCAAUGCAAUUGUUUACAUGAUAGAUGCUGCAGAUCGAGAAAAGAUAGAGGCCUCUCGAAAUGAACUGCAUAAUCUUCUAGAUAAACCACAGUUACAAGGAAUUCCAGUACUAGUACUUGGAAACAAGAGAGAUCUUCCAAAUGCCUUGGAUGAAAAACAGCUAAUUGAAAAAAUGAACCUGUCUGCUAUUCAGGAUAGAGAAAUUUGCUGCUAUUCAAUUUCUUGCAAAGAAAAGGAUAAUAUAGAUAUCACACUUCAGUGGCUUAUUCAACACUCAAAAUCCCGGAGAAGCUGAGACAUCUUCUGAGUCUUCCGGUCCUUCUUGGCUAUAAUCCUAGAACUACUGUCGUUCCUCUGAAGUACUUCCCAGAACAUGGUCCUUCCUAAAUCCAA